CCCUCUUUUCACAAACUACGAACUUGUAACAAUUUAUUUUUUUCCUAUUCUCAAUUCACAUUUUCCAAGUGCCUUCUAAUCUUCAUUAUUUUCCAUUACUCUUUUCAUUCAUUAUUCCUUUGGUUUUGUCAGUUAUUGUUGCUUUGGCUUUUUGAAUUUUCGCGGUUUUUUUUUUAGUGCCUCGAUUUCGCUUUCCGGUUGUCGUAACACUUGUGCCUUAUUACUGCCGUCCAGGUUUGUGCCGGGAAAUAAUUGGUUUUUGAGAUGAGUUUGGGGAAGGGAUUUUUCAAUUUCCCGGCAAUCUUGCGCGGGAAAAUUUCAAUGUGAUAUUUUUUCCGUUUAGUUAUGGUUUUCUAUGGGUUUUACGUCGUUGUGUCACCUCAGUAGCCUUUUAAUGUUAAAUUACCCGUCCCCACCGAUCUGUGCCUUUUUUUGUAAAGCCUUGAGAGAUUUAUUUUUCGAUAGAGUUUUGAGUUUAAUUCGGAAAUCCGUCCCUUAUUCUUGAAACAACCACGAAGAAGUUUCGAAAAUUUAAAAUAUUUGUAAUAUUGAGUUGAACGUGACGUCAUCAUGGAGAAAAUUGGUCAAGUGACUCUGGUGGUUUUCGUACACGCAGACGAUCGCCGUCAGCAAUUGCAAUGGCAACACUGUCACUUCGCAUCUCCAUACCGGAGAAAAAUGCGACCAAAAUGAUGCAGUUCGAUCCCAGCACAUCGGUGUAUGAUGCCUGCAGAAUUAUUCGUGAGAAAUUGCCAGAAGCAACGAAUAUGGGACAACCCAAGGACUACGGCCUCUUCCUCUCCGACGAGGACGCAAAGAAAGGUGUCUGGCUGGAACCCGGUCGUAACCUAGACUACUAUAUCCUCCGUAAUGGUGAUCUCCUCGAGUACCGUCGAAAGCUUCGAACCCUUCGGGUUCGUAUGCUGGACGGUACCCUGAAGACACUCCUCGUAGACGACAGCCAACCAGUUGCCAACCUAAUGGUGGUCAUCUGCACAAAGAUCGGUAUUACAAAUCACGACGAAUACUCCCUCGUCCGGGAGUAUCUCGACGAGGAAACCGAGAAUCAGAAACCUGGGAACUACGGUACACUGACGUUGAAACGCCGUAAGGAGGAGAAGGGAGAGAGAGACGCAAAGAUGGAUCAGCUCCGGAAGAAGCUGAAAACGGAUGACGAGGUGAACUGGAUAGAUCCGAGCAAAACACUCAGGGAACAGGGUAUAGACGAAGCGGAGACAGUUCUCCUUCGACGAAAGUACUUCUUCUCAGAUCAAAAUAUUGACUCCAGGGAUCCAGUCCAGCUUUCUCUACUCUAUGUUCAAGCCAGGGACGCCAUUUUGGAUGGCACACAUCCAGUAACCCAGGAGAAGGCCUGUACAUUUGCCGGAAUUCAGUGUCAGAUACAGUUCGGCGAUCACAAGGAGGACAAACACAAGACAGGUUUCUUAGAUCUCAAAGAAUUUCUUCCUCAGUCUUAUGCGAAGGUCAAAGGAAUCGAGAAGAAGGUAUUCGCCGAGCACAAGAAGCACGUGGGCCUCUCUGAGCUGGACGCCAAGGUUCUUUACACGAAGACAGCUAGAUCCUUGAGCACGUACGGUGUCACGUUCUUCCUCGUCAAGGAAAAGAUGGUGGGAAAGAAUAAGCUGGUGCCACGGCUCUUGGGGGUCACCAAAGAUUCCGUUCUCAGGCUGGAUGAGAGAACCAAGGAGAUCCUCAAAACGUGGCCAUUGACCACUGUCAGGAGAUGGGGUGCAUCUCCCAAUACCUUCACUCUUGACUUUGGCGAUUACUCGGAUCAGUAUUACAGCGUUCAAACGACUGAAGCCGAACAGAUUUUACAGCUUAUCGCUGGGUAUAUUGACAUCAUUCUUAAGAAGCAGAAGGCUAAGGAUCACUUUGGAAUUGAGGGGGACGAGGGGUCGACCAUGGUUGAGGACAGCGUCUCACCGCUCAAGGCGACGAUUAUGCAGCAUGAAACGAGUAAUGUUGGCAGAGGUAGUGUUGAAGCGGUGUCAGUGGCCAUUCCAGCAGUUAUGAGAGCCGGUGGCGAAGGAGCAAGGCCCUACGGACAUGGACACAUGGCAAGCGCCCAAUACACGACUAUUAGUGGUCAAGUCAACAUCGCCCACGCACCACCUAUGGUACAGCAGACAAAAGUCACGUCGGUACUUACUGAGCCUCAGAGAGCCCUUGUAUCAACAAUAACCGCUGGUCACGAAGUGAUACACAUUGCCGAGACUGAAUUAACAUCUAAGGCACAAUUACCCGAGCUCGGUAAUGAUCCAGCAUCACUCCAGUGGAUAGCCCAGACAAUGGUAACUCACAAGCAAAAUGUUGGAACACAAAUUGCUGAAAUGAAUGCAGCAACUGCACAAGUUGUCACAUUAACAUCAGGAUCAAUUGAGGAAGUUGAUCAUACUGCGGUGGGUGAGGCUAUAUCUACAAUUGCCACAAAUUUACCGGAGAUGACUAAGGGAGUUAGGAUGAUUGCUGCACUGAUGGAUGAUGAUACCUCCGGGGAUCGUUUGUUAGAUGCUGCCAGGAAAUUGUGCACUGCUUUCUCAGAUCUUCUCAAGGCCACUGAACCAGAAACCAAGGAGCCACGUCAAAACCUUCUCAACGCGGCCUCUCGCGUUGGCGAGGCCUCCCAUCAAGUUCUCACAACGAUCGGUGAGGAAAACGAUUCAAAUCGCGAACUCCAGGAUAUGCUCCUUGCGCUUGCCAAAGCCGUUGCCAAUUCUACAGCUGCCCUUGUCCUGAAAGCCCGUAAUAUCGCGGCGACAUGUGACGAUUCGCAAACCCAAAAUCGCGUUAUCUCCGCUGCAACUCAGUGCGCACUAGCGACAUCCCAGCUCGUAGCAUGCGCCAAAGUUGUUGCACCCACCCUCCAAUCCCCCGCAUGUCAAACCCAGCUGAUGAACGCAGUUCGCGAAGUUACGAAAGCUGUUGAAAAUCUCGUGGACGUUUGCAAUGAGACCUGUGGAGAUGAUAAUCUCCUGAAAGAACUGUCCGCCGCAGCCGCUGAAGUCUCCCGCACCUUGAACGAUCUUCUAAAUCACAUUCGCACAGCCACACGCACGGGAGAACGUGCCAAAGAAACAACUCAAGAUGGGGCAGUUGAAACGAUAAUAUGCGCUACUGAUCGUCUAUUCGCAUCCUCGGGAGACGCACCUGAGAUGGUGCGGCAAGCACGCAUUGUGGGUCAAGCCACAGCCCACCUUAUUCAAUCGAUCAAAGAUGAGGCAGAACGGCAACCCGAUCCCGACCUCAACCGACGCCUCUUGGCCGCCGCAAAGGCCCUCGCCGAUGCCACAUCCAAAAUGGUGGAGGCUGCACGACAGUGUGCGUCAAGUCCUCACGAUUCGCGAAUGCAAGAGCAACUUAAAACAGCCGCAGAAGAGCUGAGGAUCGCGACGACAGUAGCAACAACUCAAACAUUGAGACGAAAAGUCGUGGAGGAGGUGAUCGUCGACAAGACGCAAUUUUCGCGAGCUGCACAGGCGAUUCACGCCGGUUGUGAGAAUCUCACUGAUCCAAAGAGUUCGAAGCAACAGAUUCUCGAAGCAGCUACUAUGAUCGCGAAACAUACUAGUGCUCUCUGCAACGCUUGCAGACAGGCGUCUAGCAAGACUAAUGAUCCUGUGGCUAAGAGACAUUACGUGCAAUCUGCAAAAGACGUUGCGAAUUCAACUGCUAAUCUUGUGAAAGAGAUCAAGGCAUUGGACAAGGAUUACUCGGAUCUUAAUCGGGAGAAGUGUUCAGAUGCUACGAGGCCAUUAUUAGAUGCUGUGGAUAAUCUUUGUGAGUUUGCUGGAUGCACUGAGUACAUCAGGGCGGUGAUCCAUGUGGCUGAGAAGAUUUCUGGAACUGAAAGAGCGCUCAUCGAUGGUGCAUGUGCAAUCGUGGAAACAUCGAAGAGUCUUCAAGCCAGUCCGCAGGACGAGCCUUCCUGGCAGAGGCUGGCACAACACAGCAAGACCGUUUCUGACUCGAUUAAGACCCUCGUCUCGUCGAUUCGUGAGAAAAGUCCAGGUCAGACAGAGUGUGAUGCAGCUGUCGAAAAGUUGACAGCGAGGAUAAGGGAACUGGAUUCGGCUACACUCAGUGCAGUUUCACAGUCUCUCAUACCACGUAAAGAGAACUCUCAGGAAGGAUUCAUCGAGGAGAUGGAGAGAUACACGAGAGAGUUACGUGAGCAGCUGGAGCCGUUGAGAACAGCUGCUAAGUAUCAGCCGGAGAACGUUGGUCCCUGUGUCCAGCAAUUGGCUCGGUCCUAUGAGCCGUUGGUUGCUAGUGCCAUUGGUGCAGCUUCCAACAUGGUGAACUCUAAACAGCAGUCUGUGUUGUUGGAUCAAACGAAGACAGUCGCCGAGUCUGCGCUGCAGCUAGUGUACGUCGCCAAGGAGGCUGGAGGCAAUCAUGAAGCGAUAGCACUUCACCCCGAAGUCGAUGAAUCCGUGGAGGGGACUAAGGAUGCCUUGAGAGAGUUGGAAAGCACUCUGGAGAUGAUUUCAACGUCUCAUGGCGUUGUCACUGGCCUGAUAGAGACCAUCAGCAGGGCUAUGAUCAGACUAGAUGAUACGAGAAUCUCGACUGAUUCAGUGGAUUCUUACGUGGACUAUCAAACGAGAAUGGUUGAGGCCGCCAAAGAGAUAGCCAGACUCGCCCAGGAGAUGUCUACAAAGUCCAGUACUGAUGUCGCAAGACUGGGACCCCUUGCAGUCGACAUUUCUCAUAAGUACACACAACUUGCGAGGGAUUGCACUGGGGCUUCGGCAGCUGCUUCCAGUCCUGAGGUGUCUUCCAGGUUGAGAAAUGGUGUGCAGGAUUUGGGGAGAGCAUGUGCGGAUAUCGUCCGGGCUUCUGGAGUUUGUCAAUUGACUCCUGGGGAUGCUUACACUCAGAGGGAGGUGUCUGAGAGUGGAAAAAUUGUCACCGAGAAAGUAUCUGAGGUACUCUCAGCUCUUCAGGCUGGUUCCAGGGGCACUCAGGCCUGCAUCAACGCCGCAAGUACUGUUUCUGGGAUCAUCGGGGAUCUGGAUACUACUAUAAUGUUUGCAACUGCUGGAACUCUUUAUGCUGAGAACGAGGAGGAUACCUUCGCUGAUCACAGGGAAAAUAUUCUGAAAACUGCAAAGGCUUUGGUUGAGGAUACCAAGACUCUUGUGGCUGGGGCUGCUUCAUCACAGGAACAGCUGGCUGUUGCUGCCCAAAAUGCAGUUUCUACGAUUGUCCAGUUGGCAGAGGUUGUUAAAUAUGGAGCUGCUAGUCUUGGCACUCAGAAUGCUGAAGCACAGGUCAUGCUCAUCAACGCGGUUAAAGAUGUUGCCUCGGCAUUGGGCGAUCUCAUUCAUGCCACUAAGGCUGCCAGUGGAAAACCAAUCAACGAUCCCAGUAUGGCACAUCUUAAGGACUCGGCCAAGGUGAUGGUGACAAACGUGACAUCCCUCUUGAAGACAGUAAAGGCAGUGGAGGAUAAACACACACGAGGGACACGAGCUCUGGAGUCAACGAUCGAGGCAAUCGGUCAGGAGAUCCGAGCGUCGAAUGCUCCAGACUAUCAAAGAGGCUCUGUGACUCCGGAGGACCUCGUCAGAUGCACCAAGAGUAUCACCACAGCAACAGCUAAGGCAGUGGCUGCUGGAAACAGCUGCAAGCAGGACGACAUCACCGCGGCUGCCAACAUGGGACGAAAAGCCAUCAGUGACAUGCUGUCCAUCUGCAAAGCAGCUGCCCAUCACUGCGCGGAGACCAAGGAGCUGCGAGAGAGGACACUGCAAGCUGGACACGACGUGGCUCUUAAUUAUCGUGAACUCCUCCAAGCGAUCCUUAUGAUCUCAUCAAAAUCUGGAGACGUCAAGCACACACUGCCACAGAUCUCGAGGAAGAUUGCUACGAGUGUCACUGAACUUGUUGCUGUGGCCGAGUUACUGAAGGGAACUGACUGGGUUGAUCCUGAUGAUCCUACUGUCAUUGCUGAGAAUGAACUCCUCGGAGCUGCUGCCAGUAUCGAUGCUGCAGCCAAAAAAUUGGCGAGCUUGAGACCCAGGAGGAGUAUUCAGGAAACAUCCGAAGACAUGAACUUCGACGAAAUGAUCCUGGAAGCCGCCAAGUCUAUCGCAGCUGCAACAUCAGCUCUCAUAAAAGCGGCAUCAGCAGCUCAACGAGAGUUGAUCGCCACCGGGAAAGUCUCGCGAACUCCUCUGACUUCCUCAGACGACGGUCAGUGGUCAGAAGGUCUCAUUUCCGCAGCUCGUUUAGUAGCCGCAGCUACUCACAGCCUGGUGGAAUCCGCAAAUGCUCUCGUUCAGGGUGUCUCCUCCGAGGAGAAGCUCAUCUCAAGUGCCAAACAGGUGGCUUCCAGCACCGCACAACUGCUCGUUGCCUGCAAGGUUAAGGCAGAUCCAGAUUCAGAAAGUACCAAACGCCUUCAGAAUGCUGGCAAUGCUGUGAAGAAAGCAACCGACAAUCUCGUCCGGGCUGCACAGCAAGCUAUCCAACAGGAGGAAGAAAGAUCUCUGGUUCUUAACAAGAGGAUGGUGGGGGGAAUUGCCCAGGAGAUAAACGCACGCUCUGAAGUUUUGAGAAUUGAGAAGGAACUCGAGGAGGCUAGAGGAAGGCUGACAGCAAUCAGGCAGGCUAAGUACAAAAAUCGUCCGGACUAUUCGGACACGGACGGUGAUGCCGAUCAAAGUGGCUAUGAAAGUUAUUCUUCAGGGUAUGUUGCCCGGAAGAGUCCGGAUAAUUUUGCCACGUCGACCCCACGAUUACCUGAGAAGAACAUUGUCACCGGGGACAGGAGUGAUCUUAUCAGUCCUGAGAAGGUCAACUCCACUCAGAGCACUCUCGAGAGGAAGAUGAAGGGCAAUAGGGAUGAGGGGCAGUACGGCUCAGUUGAUAAGAGGUAUCAGGUGCCGGGCUUUGAGAGGGGAUAUCAGGAGGGAUUUGGAGAUAACAAUGGACUGGGUCAGUACAGCUCGAUUGAGAGGAAAAUCAAUCAGGAGUUUGAGGGCCCUUUCCCUCCACCACCUCCGCAGAUUUCUAGCGGCCGCAGGAGCUUUGGGGUGAGGGAGGAGGGAGGAUUUGGGGGAGAGAGAUUCUCACAGCCAAUGACGACCUUUAAGACGGAGGUUCAGAAGUUUGUGGGGGGGACAGGGGAAAGGAGGGAUGUGGGAGGGUUGCAGGGGCUAGGAGAGAAAUCCGUGGGAAGCUUUGGAGGGGGUAGUCUUGGGACUUCACAGGGGCCGGGGGAGAAAUCUAGUAUGGGGAGUUUUGGGGGAGGAAGUCUGGGAUCUUCACAGGCAUUCACGGAAAAAUCGAAUGUAGUGACAUUCGGGGACAAAUCAGGUCUGGGAAGUUUUGGGGUGAAAUCGAAUCUUGGGAAUUUUGGAGAUAAUCAGAGUUACACAAACGUGGAGAGCAAGAUAUUGCCUGGGGGAAGAGUGGAAACGAUAACGACUAAGGUUUAUUCGUCAAUACCUGGGCAGACAUCUACGUCUAGUAAUUUUGAAAGCACUCAGGAGCAAGAAUUUAUCGCUAGUGGAAAUGACUUGAGCACUUUUAAGGGAGGUGAUAGUGGAAGGUUCUCGAUGACAGAGCAGAAGAGUCAGAAGGAACACGUCACCCAAAAAGUCACUGAGAAAAAAAUUGUCACCAUGACUGUGUCAAAACAUCAUGAGAGCAGAAAUAAAAUUACGAGUUUUGAGCAGAAGUAGAAAAUUCAGGGGGAGGGAUGAAGCGGAAGAGACUUAGGAACAGAUGAAUAAUCCUGCGAUUCUAGGAUUCCUGGCAUUUUCUCGUUUACUGCCUUAUUGCUGUGCUCGAAAAGUAUGGACAAAGGAAAUUUUUGGAGGGAAGAGGAAGACAGGUUUUUUACGUUUCAGAGGUGCUGUGAAAUGUAAAAAAACCUCUGAUUGAUUUUGGUUUCAUGGAUAGAAAAUUGAGAAGUACGAUUAUAUGAUGAAGCACAAAAAUUACAUAACGUAUAAAUUUUUAGAUGAGUAUUAGAUAAGUGUCCUUAGCUAGCCAUCUCAAGUGCUUUCGACUUAGCCUUGUUAGGAUUAAAACACAAUUGCCUUUGUAUGAACAUCGUUCAUAUUCAAUUAAAAACCUAAUAAUUGGGGUAUGAAUUCAGUAAAAAACGUCCAUACGUCGAUGAAACAAUCAUUGUAACAACAAAAGGAUAAUUUUUUUUUAGUCAAUGCUUCCCGUAGUCUCAACAGGAAAAAAAGGAUUUAGUUCUAGAUGAAUUUUCUAUUUUAAUCAGUUCCUCAUUUUUUUUAGUUUAGAAACAACUAAAUAUUAUUUUUUUCUCGUUUGUUAAAUGUUAAUUACGUUGACACAUGCGAGACGAUUAACAAGAGAAGCAACAUAUCAUUUAAUUUUAUUAAUUUUCCGGGAGUCAGUGACUGCCUGAAUGGCGUCACUCCCACUUUUUAAUCAACUUUUCUUUUUUUUCUCUUUUCAGUAAUUAAUUUUUUUUUCUUUUCUAUUUUUUCCCGAGUCCGUUGCUACUCCUAUGAUCAACACACGAAUCUCGAUAUAUUUUCAAUAUAUUUUGCUAUUGGGUUCAAUAAUUUCUGUUAGCAGAUGAUUAAUAGAUGCUAAAGUGCAAUUAUGAAUUUUUUAAAUGAUAUUUUUUAAGAGGAUGAGAGUCAAUUUUGAUGCACAAAGUGGAGAUUUUCGAUACCUUAAUCAAUUAUUUCGAUUUCAGUGAGUAAUUGCCAAAAAAAUGAUGCUUUAUUGAUUGAAUUAAGUAAUUUGUGAUUUUUUGCCUAAUUCGUGAAUGAAUUGCACAAUUUGUCAAUUAAACAAAAUUAUAAAAUUUGUUUAUCCAUUAGUCAAUGGAAAUAGUAAAAUUACCCGAUGGACAAUCGAUCCUCGAUGAUUACAAGAAGAUAAUAUAUUAUAUAUAUGUAUACAAAAGCAAUUAAUGACGAUUGUAAUUAAUUUAGAGGAAUUUUAUUUUAUUUACAACAAUUAUAAUUAUCCAGAUAUUGUUUUCAUUAAUUUUAAUCAAUAAUAUUGAUUUUGUAGGCAUUUUAUUCUGAGGAAGAAAAUAAUUUUUAACGUUUUUACAUUGUAACUGAGACGAGCCAAUGAAGCCUUAUUAAAAUAAAAAAAUUGAGAAAUUAAUUGUGAACAUUAUUAUAAAUUUAUAUUGAAUACUUUGGAGUGUUAUUUCUGGCUCAUGAUUUUCAUUACAAGUGUUCUACUGCUUUGUGGUAUUAUGUGGAUUAAUGAUGAUUAUAAUGUCCAGAGAAAUAUUUUUAAGAAUCAGAAAAAAAAUAAAAAUUCUUAACAUGUAA
Diachasmimorpha longicaudata is the source of this 9308-nucleotide messenger RNA. It is a transcript of the gene rhea, whose product is annotated as rhea. The record is from RefSeq and is a predicted model, not a curated record. Bases 639 to 7715 code for a protein of 2358 amino acids. Gene Ontology annotation, cellular component: cytoskeleton; ruffle; focal adhesion. Gene Ontology annotation, biological process: cell-cell adhesion. The transcript has 9 exons. Gene Ontology annotation, molecular function: integrin binding; actin filament binding; structural constituent of cytoskeleton. Lineage: Eukaryota; Metazoa; Arthropoda; Insecta; Hymenoptera; Braconidae.